This is a messenger RNA of Anolis sagrei ordinatus, 2379 nucleotides long. RefSeq names its product NIMA related kinase 3 (gene NEK3). Gene Ontology annotation, molecular function: ATP binding; protein kinase activity. Gene Ontology annotation, biological process: protein phosphorylation. Lineage: Eukaryota; Metazoa; Chordata; Lepidosauria; Squamata; Anolidae. The record is from RefSeq and is a predicted model, not a curated record.
CUGCUGCCAAGGAAGGCGGGGGAAAGGUUUGUGGAAGAGCCCCGGGGGGAAAUUCUGAGAAGGGAGAAAGCCCAGCUUAUCAAGUUUUGGAGAGUCCACUGCAAGCAUUAAAGCAGUUUGAUAACCAUGGAGCAAUACAGUGUGCUGAAGAUACUUGGGGAAGGAUCCUACGGGAGAGUUCUUCUGGUCCAACAUAGAAACAAGAACCAGAAAUAUGCAAUGAAAGAAAUAAGACUUCCAAAGUCUGCCCUUGAUAAAGAGAAGUCCUGGAAUGAGUCUAUUCUUUUGGCUAAGAUGAAACACCCAAACAUUGUCACAUUUGCAGAAUCGUUUGAAGUUGAUGGACAUCUGUAUAUUGUGAUGGAAUACUGUGAUGAUGGAGAUCUGAUGCAAAAGAUUAAACUUCAGAAGGAGAAGUUGUUUCCAGAAAAUACAAUUCUAGAGUGGUUUACACAGAUCUGCCUCGGUGUGAAAUACAUUCACGACAAACGUGUGCUGCAUAGAGAUAUAAAAUCCAAGAACAUAUUUCUCACACAACAUGGCAAAGUAAAGCUGGGAGACUUUGGAUCAGCGCUUCUUCUCACUAGUCCAAUGGCGUAUGCUUGUUCCUAUGUGGGAACUCCAUAUUAUGUGCCUCCAGAAAUAUGGGAGAACAUGCCCUACAAUAAUAAAAGUGAUAUAUGGUCUCUGGGUUGCAUUUUAUAUGAGCUGUGCACUCUUAAACAUCCAUUUCAGGCAAAUAGCUGGAAGCACCUUAUACUUAAGAUAUGUAAAGGAUACUACAACCCACUUCCAUCACAUUAUACUUAUGAACUUCACUAUUUGAUAAAGCAAAUGUUCAAGAAAAAUCCCAAGAACCGCCCAUCAGCCAGCACAAUUCUUACAAGAACCUGUCUGUCAAAGCAUAUAAAAAAUACUUUUCCAGAUAAGGAGGAAGGAAAAUACACCAGGAACAAGACUUCAGAAGCUAGUUUCUGUGAAACGGAACGAGAGAAAAAAAGUGUGGAUAAAAAAGUCUCCCCAGAAGCGGAUUUACGAAACCCACCGAGACGACAGUGGGAAAAAGGAAGGUCCAGUACAGUGAUGAACGUCCUGGAAAAUGCAUCUUUACUUUCUUCUAGUAUUCCAACCCAGGAAGAAACAAGUGGCUUCGUGAGAAAAUAUGAUGAAAACAUUGUGCGUAAGCAGUGGUCUAAGGAACCUCCUGAAACCUUGAUGAAUAUUCUCCACAAUGCUGAUAUUAGCUUAGCUUUUAAAACAUACACAAUCUACAAAGCAGGUUCAGAUGACCUACUGAAAGGACCACUUACUGAAGACACAGAAGCAUCUGACGAACCAGAUGGGGAUAUAAUUAUGGAGGAUACUGGGAGACUUGAACCUCGAUCAGAUGAGGAAGAUACGGAUUUUGAGGCUGAAGAUGAUCCAGACUGGGUUUCCGAACUGAAGAGUAUGACCAAAAUGAAAUGAUUUAAUAACUUAACAAUGGAACUUCAAAAGAAAUGUACUGUUGGUUGAUCUACAGUUGAUUAAAAAAAAAAAUAGACUGCAGGGAAUGAUUGAAAAAAAAAUCAAUUCAUAACAGAGAUUCCAGCUGAAUUAGUCAAACAGCAAAUAUGUACUAAUUAAGCUGAUUUCAAGUGCUUCUAUGGUAAGAAAAAACAGCAUUUCAGGAAUAAUUGCGAAUUUUUCCCUUAAAUGUUUUUUUUUCCCUAAAAAUACAUAAAAACACUUUUCUUACAGGAAAGAAUUAGAAAUCAGUUGUGACACACACAAUAACAGUAUCAUUAGUAUACUGGCGGCAGAAUAACCAACUUGCAUUCCUUCAAGUUGGCACUGAAAUAAAUUAAAACCUCUUCUUCCACAUGGUACUAUUGGAAAUACAGACUUGCAUUCCUUCAAGUGUAGGAAUGUAAGUCUGAUAUAGGGCAGUGUAGAUCCAGCCACCAUUGUUCUCUGCUUCUGCUGUCUCUGAAAUACUUCAGUUUGGCCCAAAAUCAAUUAUUUUAUUUAUUUACUGUAUUUUUGUGGCUUCCAGAUUAGUAAUGAUUCAAUAUCACAACAAACAUAAACUUACAAAUACAAUAUACACCAUACAUUAAAAUUAGUUAAAAAAUUAUAAAAAUCAAGACAAUCGUUUUUCUAUAUCAAGGUCGGGAAAAGUACAACCUGUAGGGUAUGUAGAGGACAUUUCUGUCAAAUGUGAGGUCCCAUGGGCCAGCUCUGGCUGUCUAUGAUGAUUCCUUCAUGUUUAUUCUACAUUAUUGUAAUUUUCCUGCAUUGUUAAUCUGCACUGAGCACAUCAGUGCAAAAAAUUGAAUAUAAAUCUGGUAUGAGAGUCUUUUCAGCUUUUCUCUUUCAUAAUAAAAAAAAAAACAAAUA